Messenger RNA from Charadrius vociferus (killdeer), 759 nucleotides. RefSeq names its product transmembrane protein 150A (gene TMEM150A). Bases 1 to 759 code for a protein of 252 amino acids. The transcript has 7 exons. The record is from RefSeq and is a predicted model, not a curated record. NCBI's taxonomy places the organism in Eukaryota, Metazoa, Chordata, Aves, Charadriiformes, Charadriidae.
AUGGGCGUGACUCCAACCCAGUGUAUACUCAAAGGUGUAACAGCUACAUUGCUCUUGCUCCUGGCAAGAAGUGUCAGCUGUAAAAUUUCUGGUGUUAUGUACGCCAUGGCACUUUCCAACAACCACAUCUGCCCCGUCCACAACUGGAAUUACAACCAGUCGUGCGGCGUGGACAGCCUGGGCUCCUGCUGCACGCUGGACCACAUCCCCCUCGUCAGCAAGUGCGGCUCCCUGCCUCCUGAGAGCUGCUUCUUCAGCCUCAUCUGCAGCCUGGGCUCCUUCAUGGGUAAGUGCCGGCUGCCGGGGGAGCGGGGCCGGGAGCGGGGUGCCCCUGCGGUGGAUCACGCCAAGGUGCUGCACUACAUCGGGGCAGGGGUGGCCUUUCCCACCAGCAUGCUCUUCCUGCUCCUGCAGUCCAUCCUCACCUACCGCAUGGCCAAAACCCGCGGGCAGUACUGGACCGGCCACUUACGUAGCAUCCUCACCUCUGUGGCCUUCCUCACCCUUGUCUUCAGUGGUGUGUUCUUCAUCCAGGAGAGCUUCGUGCUGCAGCAUGUGGCUGCCCUGUGCGAGUGGAUGUUCAUCAUCGAUGUCCUGGUCUUCUACGGCACCUUCACCUUUGAGUUUGGGGCCAUCUCCACGGAUACCUUCCUGGUCCUGCUAAAAGCCAGCCGGGCCCCCAAAAGUUACAAAGGCGAAAGCGGUGUGUCCAGCACGUCCCACAUCCACAGCCAUGCAGAAGGCCUGGCCAUGGCCUGA